ACUCUGUUUGCAACUCUCACUCUCUCAGUCUCAGAUUCGAAGCAGAAAAAUUGAAUCGAGAAGAUGGGAGCUUUCGGGAAAACGAUCGACGUUGUUCUCUUCUUCUUCUUCGCUCUAAUGGCGGUUGUUUCGCCGCUCAUCGACGGCCAAACGGCACUUCCUAAAGGGAUAUUUCCGGCGUUUCUCACCGAUCUGGAAAGCAAUUACAUCGCCGAGUUCGGAGAUUACUUGCUCAUGGAGAAGCCGCAUUUUCUCGUUGGGCUCGUCUGGCAUGAGCUCUUAUUCCUAUGGCCGCUCUCGAUUGCUAACGUCUACGCGAUUCUUGCUGGAAAGCCGUGGUUUGGUACCACCUGCUUGCUGUACGGAGCUUCCACCGUGACUUCAAUGGCUGCAAUCCUGGGAGAGGUGCUAGGUUCGGGUAAGGCAACUGACAGAUUGCUAAUGAUGUAUGUGCCUUUCAUGGGUAUUGGGAUUCUGGCUCUUCUUCGUGGUUUAGUCUCUCGUUCCACCAAAAGCACCGGAUCUGAUGGCCAGAGAUCCACUAUUAUGCCCAGGAGAAAGCUGGCCUAAUAGGUGAUUUCUCAUCUGGGACGGUAGUCCUAGUUGUAUCUUUUUCUUUAUGUGCCUUUGGAUAACUUGGGUAGAUAGGUAUUUGAUCUUUCCAGAUGAAAAACGUUAUUGCUUUCAUGGGUAUGAUCGAAUAUGUACUUUGCAUUGACCUUUAUUCCAGAGAAACUCAUUUUGUCUGGU
Molecule: messenger RNA, 750 nt
Organism: Eutrema salsugineum
Lineage: Eukaryota; Viridiplantae; Streptophyta; Magnoliopsida; Brassicales; Brassicaceae
Exons: 2
Coding region: 64-570 (168 amino acids)
Cellular component (GO): endoplasmic reticulum
Source: RefSeq, a predicted model, not a curated record